Exaiptasia diaphana is the source of this 2092-nucleotide messenger RNA. RefSeq lists its product as uncharacterized. Bases 37 to 1527 code for a protein of 496 amino acids. The record is from RefSeq and is a predicted model, not a curated record. NCBI's taxonomy places the organism in Eukaryota, Metazoa, Cnidaria, Anthozoa, Actiniaria, Aiptasiidae. The transcript has a single exon. Gene Ontology annotation, molecular function: protein binding.
ACAAAAACUUAACCGACCCGGAAACAACCGUCAAGUAUGGAUUCCAGCUCUAUAAUAUGGAGCGGCAAAGUUUCCGCAUUGCAGCACCAAAAAGACCUACCAAAAGUUGUCCAGGUUGAAGAUGGACAUUACGACGAGAACGAAGAUUUGACGCUAUCGAAUGGAGACGUCUUGACUCUUCACUUGCGUAAAAACUUACGUACGUAUACAGCUGUAAGUAGACGCCGUCAAGAGAUUCGCAUUCCUACAAGGCUUGCAGCCGAAGUCAAGACGGUAAAUCGCCAACCCAUAAAGACGUACAACACUAUUAAGGAUUUGGUCGAUGAUGGUGUUGAGAAAGUCGAAUGGUUGCAUGAUACACCAUGGCUUAACAUCAAGCAAGGCGACAUUAUGUUUAUACAGGAGCUUGUGGAUAACAAAUCGACAUUGUCAGCGAGGAUGUCGUUUAUGCACAAGAACCAAGCCGAUGUUUAUGUACCUCUGACUUAUCGCUCAGACUUCAAACCGGUUAUUUGGAACACUUUUUGGUUAGGUCCCGGAAAAGAGGAAGAGUUAAACUACCCAAUCACCGUUCAAUUUAUCGACGAAACGUUGAAAAUUAAAGACAACGACAGUACGUCAGAAUCGACACAACUCUCGACAAUCGCUGACCUUGGCGAAGUAACAUUGAAAGGAUUUCAAGAAACCGAGGUAUUUAUUGCCAGUAUUAAAGAUGAAGAGAAUCGCAUCAUAGUAAUGAAGAUACCAACCAAUUUGGAUAUUACCGUCAGGGGAGGGGUAGGGAUAACAGACGAUGACUACACAUAUGUAAACGUAUGUCAGGAAUACAAUAGAAGAGCUCACCUUGAACAACUUGACGAGAAACCUCUUGAUUCAAUUAGAAUCGGGAAUAUUGAUGCAGCACUGGAGAGAAUCUACGACGUAGCGCUCAGUGAUGAUGAAGAUCAUGAAUACAUCGAGCCUGCUCCUCGUAUUCCAACUCGCGUGGGGAGAGAACCAUUGCACAGCCCCACCCCACCAAGCACCGAUUAUGACGAGGAAGAUGAUGAUUAUGAGGAUUGUCCAAAUUAUGAAGAGUACAAUGAUGAUAAUGAAAAUAACAAUAUUCCACACGAUUCCCCUGACAAUCUUGAAACUGGAUGUUGUUGUUUUAGAACAUAUACUAAUCAGUCGUACGUCAUACCGCAGAACAAGCUACAAGAUACCACACCUGUACAUGAAGCAUGUACCACUCAGCCAAUGCGAUACAUUGAACAUCCAGAAUGUCCCGACGAGACGUUGGAAGAUAACAAGAAAGAUUUUCAAAUACCGAGAAACUUGGAACAUUUAUCAACAGACGAAGUCUUGGAGUGUUUAAAACAGCUAAACAUGGCAUGCCACAUCGAUACAUUUAAACACAAUCAGAUUAACGGGAAGCUUCUUGUAGGACUAAAUCAACAAAUGCUCAAAACUCUUGGUGUUGAAAGCCCUUUCGAACGACAUAAACUCAUUCAAUUCAUUAACGGAUGGAGACCAGAAUCUCACUGAUAAAUGAUAACAUUAGAACUGAUGGAGGAAUAAGAGCGAAUAAGAGUACUGCCCCGAGCACUGCAUAGCGAUUGAACUGUGACUUGUCAUGAUAUGAUUUACGCCAAUACAUGACAGCAGCUUCUAGGUAUAGAUUCAGGUUAUAGACUCGGUACACGACUAGGUAAACUGUAGAAUGCUAAAAAGAUCGUUGGCAAUCAAAGACUGUACUUGUAGAUAUCAUUAUUAUUAUUAAUAUUACUAUUAUAUGUUAAUAACUACUUCUUGUAAAAAUACAAGAGAAUCUGUGUUUGUAAAUAUAUAAUUUGAAUUUAUAAUUUCUAUUUUCAUUUCACUGCUUGUUAAAAAAGGAUUAUUAUCUAUUUUGAAGAAGCAGAUGUUGGACGGCAUGCAUGCAUACUGGACUAAUGCAAGCCAUUUGUGCAAGUUGACGAUUUCAGUUUCGCUUUUUAUUUGCUUUUAUUUUUUAUUUGUUUAUUGUCUAUGCAGAACGUCAAAAUAGAACAGAGGCUGGAAAAAAAUCGCAACAAUCAAACGAUAUAAAUUGAAAAGAGAACAGUCUGAA